Molecule: messenger RNA, 1833 nt
Organism: Talaromyces atroroseus
Lineage: Eukaryota; Fungi; Ascomycota; Eurotiomycetes; Eurotiales; Trichocomaceae
Exons: 5
Coding region: 1-1833 (610 amino acids)
Biological process (GO): regulation of DNA-templated transcription
Molecular function (GO): zinc ion binding; DNA-binding transcription factor activity, RNA polymerase II-specific
Source: RefSeq, a predicted model, not a curated record
AUGUCUGACAGUUCAGCUUCUUCCUCUCGGAAAAGACAGAGACUACGCCCGGCAAAGUCAUAUCCUCGCAAGAGAACGGCCGUGGCCUGCGAGUUGUGCCGGGCGAGGAAGACUCGAUGCGACAAUGGGCGGCCCUCAUGCAGCGUCUGCGUAGAAUCCGGGGUGGUAUGUAGCUAUACUGUGGGCUCGAAUGGGACAACUCUAACACCGGAGCCUUCCCCUAGCCAAUUGCUGGCGCGGAUAGAUUAUGCCGUCCAAUUGCUCGAGCAACAGGGACAAUCUCACACCCCGGAAGUUCAGACCAAUGAGGCAGACGUGGAAGAGCCAUGCUCGCACGAGGUUCUGAGACCGGAAGGAGGAACGCGCUCUGAGUUGAUGCUGGAUUGGCCUUGCUUACGAGGCUAUGUUCCGGCCAAGACAAGGAGCUUGUUAUGGCUUGCUCAGCCGGACUCUACGCUCGACGAUAUAAGGGGCUAUUCCCAUGAUCCCUCCGUCCGGAACGGUGGCGCAACCUUUUCCAGUGGCGCCGAGGAGUCCUAUGCUGUACAACUGGUGAAAAGAUAUCUGACCCUUGUGCACAUUAAAAACCCCAUCCUAGACGAACAGACACUUUUAAAGCAAGCCCGCGGCAUUGCCGAGGUUGGGUUCGACUGGACUGGGGAAUCAUGUUUAGUACUUCUCGCAUGUGCCCUAGCAACAUUAGUCACCGCAUACGACGACAGGAAUGAAAACGGCUCCUUUCCUUCGAACAGAACUAUAUCAAAAUCAUACUUCAGAGCAGCCAGAAAACGGCUUGGCCUAUUAGAUCUGUCUCUAGUUGCUGCGCAAUGUCGUUAUCUCACUGCCAUUUACGAGAUGUGCUCCUUUCGAGUAAUGGAAGCAUGGAGCCAUUACCAACAAGCCAGCACUAUUACGGGGACCCUUCUCCUCCGUCAAAUAGCCAUGCAGGCCCAUGAUUUGAAAUUGUUGGAAAGACUAUAUUACUCAUGUAUACGUUCCCAUGGCGAUAUUGAUGGUGAAGUACCACUUCCCCAGUGCGAACUUGUCAAAUUUAAGUCACUCGGUCUUUUCCCGUCACUUCCUGACAUGGUGCUGUCUCCCUCGCCGGAGAUCGAUUCAGAGAUCAGCGAAACGGCCAAUGUGGGCUGGUUCUACUAUCUUGCAGAAAUAUCAGCGCUGAGGACAUCGAUGCAAAUGCGACGCGCCCUCUAUAGCCACGGCGAAGAUUGGUGGAUUACAGAUAUUCAAUAUGUGAUUAAACAAGUAAACUCGUUGGAGGAAGAAAUUGAUGCUUGGUACGAUCAUCUACCGGACACCAUAAAAUGGCACGCUGGGGCGAAAGUGGCCAGCGCCGAGCUUGCAAGUAUCCUAUACGCAAGGCUUCGACUCAUCAAACUUCGGCUUCUUCAUCCUUGUCUGUACUUUAACAUCCACGCCUCUUCCGAUAAUCCCAUGUGGACAGAAGCAAGCCGUCAAUCCCUCAAAGCUCUUGACCUCAGCGCCCAGACUCUCGACAGGCAUAGCUCGACAAACGCCUGGCGUCACGGCGGCACCUGGUUCAUGGUCCGUUCUACUUUCAAGGCCUGUCUCAGUAUAUUAGCAGCAAUCCGCAGCGGCAGAUUUGUUUGUGACAAAAACUGGGUCUCGUUGAUUCGCCGUGGAAUGUCCGUGUUAGAGGUCUGGCGUGAGGAGUGCGGCGAUGUUUUAUGGAUGGAGCUGAUUGUUAAGCAACUGCUUGAAGACACUCUUGCAAAUCCUCCCACUUGUGCUUCAGGACAGUCCAGCAUAGUAUGGUCUUACAGAGAACAAGACGAAAUUUCGGGGGCUGCAUAA